CUGACGGCGCGGGCCAAACAGAGUUCAGAGCAGCACGCUCGUCUCCGCUCUCCGUGUCACAAGAAGAAAAAAAGGGACUGGAAAAAGCAGCAAACGCGGAGGUUAAAGUCCACCUGAGCCCCGCUUGAACACCUGGAAAGUGGUUUGGCCUGACUGAGAAGACGCUUUUAAUCUGAAUGAGAGAGGCUUCCAAGUCUGUGACGGGAGAGAAGGGGCCUCGUCUCGGCGCUCCGGUGCACCUCGCUGCUUGUUUCCCCCUCCGUGCGCUAGGCUAGCUCGCUCCUAGCUAGCUCACAUGCAGUCCUGUGCAAGACUUAACUAACACCUGCGGAGAUUCACCCGGAGCUGCGACGCAAAACCGAGCUGAACUUGGCUUUGCCUCGCAGGGGCCUGUGCGUAAAAAGGGUUACAUGCACGUUUUUGCGCGUACGCACCAUUUUAAUUCGCAGCGGAGGAAAGCGCGUCCUGCAAAAACAAGGAAGUCUGAAUGAACUUUGAGGGUAGCCUGCUAGUUAGCCGCCGGAUAGCUGUGCUCAUUGUGUUGCUGCUGCAGCUGUGUGUGUGCAUGUGUGUGUGUGUGUGUGCAGCCUCACCAUCUGCCCUGCAUCCCCGAUUAAUUACCUCUGAAAGCACCGGGUGUCCAGUCUCCCUCUACGCGUAAACCAAGCCGGGCUGCUGCGGGAGGUCGUCGGGUCGCUGCGUAUCCCUGACGCCUGCGAGGCUGCCUUACCGACAAAAUCAACCCCAAACUCAAGUAAAACGCUUUCUAAAACAAACAAACAAACAAACAAAAUGAUUCCCGACAAAGCACCGAAGGAGGAUGUUUUCCACGGAGCGGCAGACCUGAAGAAGGAGGCUCACAUCGCCAACUUUGAGAAAUACAAAGAGCUCUAUGUGAAGUCCAUAGAGAACCCUGAUGAGUUCUGGGGCGACAUCGCCAAAGACUUCUUCUGGAAGACCAAGCACGCGGGCCAGUUCCUCGACUACAACUUCGAUGUGACCAAAGGGGAAAUCUUCAUCAAGUGCAUGGAAGGAGCCUCCACCAACAUCUGCUACAACCUGCUCGACCGCAACGUCAAUGAACACAAACUGGGGGACAAAGUGGCCUUCUACUGGGAAGGUAAUGAGCCUGGCGAUGAGUUGACGGUGACCUACAGAGAGCUGCUCCGGAGGGUCUGCCAGUUCGCCAACGUCCUCAAGUCCCAGGGAGUGAAGAAGGGCGACCGUGUGUCCAUCUACAUGCCCAUGGUGGUGGAGCUGGUGGUGGCCAUGCUGGCCUGCGUCCGAAUCGGAGCCGUGCACUCCAUAGUGUUUGCAGGUUUCUCGGCUGAGUCUCUGUGUGAGAGGAUCAUGGACUCGCAGUGUUCGCUGCUCAUCACAGCGGAUGGGUUCUAUCGAGGAGAUAAGCUGAUCAACCUGAAGCUGAUAGCUGACGAAGCACUGCAGAAAUGCAGAGACAAGGGUUUCCCACUACAGAGGUGUAUCAUGCUGAAACACUUGUCUAAAGAAGCAGAAGAGACUCCUUUGGGCUCCCAGUCGCCUCCAGCCAAACGCGCCUGUCCUGAUCUGCAGCAGGAGAAACAGACAGGGAGAGUAAAGAAAACGCGUCCUGUUCCCCAGGUCCCAUGGAACCCGGAGGUCGACUUGUGUUGGUUCACUCUGUUGUGUGGCGUGUCGGACGAGUGUGAGCCGGAGUGGUGCGACUCUGAAGACCCGCUCUUCAUCCUGUACACCAGCGGCUCCACUGGCAAACCUAAGGGCGUUCUUCACACGGUCGGCGGCUACAUGCUGUACGCCGCCACCACCUUCAAGCUGGUGUUUGACUACCAGCCUGACGACGUGUACUGGUGCACGGCAGACAUCGGCUGGAUCACGGGCCACUCCUACAUCACCUACGGCCCGCUGGCCAACGGCGCCACCAGCGUCCUGUUUGAGGGCCUGCCCACUUACCCCGACGUGAGCCGCAUGUGGGAGAUUGUGGACAAAUAUCACGUGAGCAAGUUCUACACGGCUCCCACCGCCAUCCGACUGCUGAUGAAGUACGGCAGCGAGCCGGUGCAGAAGUACAAGCGUCAGUCUCUGAAGGUGUUGGGUACCGUCGGCGAGCCCAUCAACCCCGAGGCCUGGCAGUGGUACUACACCGUGGUGGGAGAGAAGAGAUGUCCCAUCGUCGACACGUUCUGGCAGACAGAAACUGGUGGCCAUGUGUUGACUCCCCUGCCUGCCGCCACACCCAUGAAGCCUGGAUCUGCUACGUUCCCGUUCUUUGGAGUGGUGCCGGCCAUCCUGAACGAGUCGGGAGAGGAGCUGGAGGGGCCGAGCGAAGGAUACCUGGUCUUCAAGCAGCCGUGGCCCGGCGUCAUGAGGACCGUGUACGGGAACCACCAGCGGUUUGAGACCACCUACUUCAGGAAGUUCCCGGGGUACUACGUCACCGGAGACGGUUGCCGUAGAGACGAGGACGGCUACUAUUGGAUCACAGGGAGGAUUGACGACAUGCUGAACGUCUCAGGACACUUGCUGAGCACGGCGGAGGUGGAGUCGGCUCUGGUGGAGCACGAGGCGGUGGCGGAGGCGGCCGUGGUGGGCAGACCUCACGCCGUCAAAGGAGAGAGCCUGUACUGCUUCGUAACGCUGACCGACGGAGUGACGUACAGCUGCUCGCUGGAGGCUGAGCUCAAAAAACAGGUGAGGGAGAAGAUCGGUGCCAUCGCCACACCGGACUACAUCCAGAAUGCUCCGGGACUCCCCAAGACCAGAUCUGGUAAGAUCAUGCGGCGGGUGCUGCGUAAGAUCGCCCGUAACGACCGGGACCUGGGCGACGUCUCCACGCUGGCCGACUCCUCGGUCAUCGAGCAGCUCUUCCAGAACCGCUGCUGCACCGCGGUGUGACGGCCACGCCUGCAGGGGGCGCCGUGCAGAGCCUUUUGAAGGAGGCCCAGGAAGACCGAGGCUGCACGCCAGCAGCCACACACACACACACACAAUCAGGGAAAAGGAUCAAGAGGAGAAAUUCCACCAUGAGUGACGGCUGUGAAGUCGAGGCGGUCUCGGUCUUGUCCAGUAAACAACCCUCAGCUCCUGACGGUGUGCUGCAGAGCCCUCUUACACUCUGAUAUAGAGUUAAUGUAAUAAAGAUGUGAUUAUCAGGGCUGAGACUUCUGCAUCCCAACUUUCACUAACCAUGAUCACCGUUUCACCAGCGAACACCUUCUCCAAGAGAGAGAGAGCUGGGAGAAUAAUCUAGAAGCAAUCUGGUCUCUAAAUUAAUAGUAUUUCUUGACAACAAAUAAUAAUAAAAAAAAAAAAAAUCUCAGGAAUUAAUUGCCAUAGGUGGGGGCUGCCGGAGGUUGUUUCUGGGUAGGAUCUAGCUGUGUGGAAAACAAAAUCAAUAUAACAGGGUAACAGCUCACUUGGUUUUAUUCCAGUGUUUUAACUUUGCACUUCCUGUGCAGCUGCUACGCCCUGCAGAUUCACUCCAGUGUGUGUGUGUGUGUGUGUGUCAUGUGAUGGAGAGAGUUACACGCUGUGGCGUCACCACACUGAUAUAUUGAUAAAUCUAUGGAUUAAUCCACUGGAAUAAGGCCACCGUGAAGUGAUACCCGUCGUCUCCUGAUACACAGUGCUGUUCUGUCCACUUAGACCUGAGAAAGCUCAACACUGCUAGUUUUAAUUUCUAUUGUUGUGUUUUUUUCUUUCUUUAAACAAAUAUGUAGAUCUGGGUCGCUAUGUUGUUUUUUUUUUUUUUUUUUUAUGUUGAUUCAUUGUUUGACGUAGGAUUGGUUUGGUCUGUCCGUCUACACUCCUGUCUGUUUUUAGUCGCCGAGACGAGAUCCGGCUCUCCGUCGGUCUGGUGGAAAUUCAAAGGGAGUUUGCUGUCGCUGUGCAGCUCCAUUCAGCUCAUCACUUUCCCUCCAAACCAACUUUUUGUAGCUCUGAUGUUGAGGAACGGUGUCUGUCAGACUGUAAGGAAACUCCUAAAAAAAACUCUCAAGCAAAAGAAAUCUGCACGUUGCUGUGUGGCCAGUGGAUGGUCAAGUGAUUUGAAUGCAGACGCCUCAUUUCACUGAAUCCAAUCCAAUAAUGUGUGAGCGCCAUUUUGAAAUUAGAGAAAAAUCACCCUCAGUAGUUGGUGGACUCGACAGAAACUUGAAGGUUUGUGUUGCCCUGCCUCUGUUGUAUCAUAUAACCUUUAGAAUAAUGUUAAAGAUGAUUAAUUGUUGUGUAUGUAAACGUUCAAUAUAACAAAAUCUGAUCUAAAAGGUUGUGGAGCAGUGGUUUAAAGGAAUCCUCCAGCCUUUUGGCCAAUAUUGCCUUUUUCCGACGUACCCAGACUGAGACGAGAUGUUUGGGAGCGUCUCAGGUUCAUUUCCUGUGGGUGGCGUUUCAUGCGUUUUUAAACUUAGCUCUGUCAAAGUGAAAAAAUAAACCUUACAGCAGCUCUGAAGCUGUCUUCUGUACAAAGUGGAUCAUGUAUAUAUGAAAUACACAUGUUGCAAUUAAAAUAAAAAUUUUAAAAAAGUUGUUUCUGGAGAAGUUAAACGGUGGAACCGCUGAACAUGUUUAUUGUUCCGUCCAUGGCAGUGAUCCACACACGGCUGAAGGUUUCGAUCCGGCGCACAUUCACUACUCAUGAUGUGAUGUGUUUUUCAAAUCCACACGAUACGCUGUGUGAAUCAGACAGCUCUAGAGCUGCUGUAAGGUUUAUUUUUCCACUUUGACGGAGCCAGGCUAAUGACUCCUAUAGACCACAAGUCUUUAUGCUAAGCUAACAUGAAAUGCCACCCAUAGGAAACGAACCAGUGGACGCACAGAGGUGAAAAUGGUGUCCAACAUCGUGUCUCAGUCUGGGGAAGUCAGGAAAAGGGGAUUUUACCCCAAACAUCAGAGUUUUCCCUUAAGUGAUGUUCCUGUGGCUCCAUAAUCAAGUUAUGCUGAGAGAGGGGCGAGUGUUUCUCGUUCUCUUUCCACAGGCAGGCGCUCAACACCAACGGCCUCCCAAACAUUUUUCUGCCUGAGACGGCUUUCUGUCUUACAAGUUACAGCAACGUACAGAGAAACCUGAAACAUGUGAUUAAGGUAAAACAGUCAUUUUCACCUCUGAUGCAGGAGCUGAUUCAGGGCCUGGAGUGUUUGUAAUCUUAGUUUAGUUUCCUUUAUAGACAUCUGAUUAUGAGAUUUGAUUGAUUGUAACUUCAGAGAGAGAAGGAUGAACCCAAAAGCAGGACCUUGUAUAGAUUCUUCAGUAUCGACCUGUCAUUAUUUUAUUUUUUUAAUGUGUUGCUGUGUGUGUCUCUACGUGCCAACCUAAGUAACAGUGGAAAUGGGUGUACCAAGCUUGUAAUCAAGUCAAAUGUAUUUAAAUAAUGCAGCUAUUUGUUUGAUUUGAAGAGCUUAUUUUUCUGUCUGUAUAAUAAGUAACUUGGGUGAAAGAGAUUUUUGCUGUUUUUUUUCUGUUUGUCUCAGUUUUAUGUUUUUUUUUUUUUUUUUUUUGCUCCCCUUUGUAUAAAAGUGUAUGCAGUGACAGUAAAUGAACAUGACUACUGCCUGUAC
Molecule: messenger RNA, 5553 nt
Organism: Myripristis murdjan (pinecone soldierfish)
Lineage: Eukaryota; Metazoa; Chordata; Actinopteri; Holocentriformes; Holocentridae
Product: acetyl-coenzyme A synthetase, cytoplasmic-like
Exons: 19
Coding region: 793-2892 (699 amino acids)
Biological process (GO): acetyl-CoA biosynthetic process
Cellular component (GO): cytoplasm
Molecular function (GO): acetyl-CoA synthetase activity
Source: RefSeq, a predicted model, not a curated record